Molecule: messenger RNA, 570 nt
Organism: Naegleria fowleri
Lineage: Eukaryota; Heterolobosea; Eutetramitea; Acrasida; Naegleriidae
Exons: 6
Coding region: 1-570 (189 amino acids)
Molecular function (GO): calcium ion binding
Source: RefSeq, a predicted model, not a curated record
AUGGGACAAGGCCAUCCUUCCUCUCAGCGCUCACUUGAGAGUAACGUGCUUGAUAAAUUAGCAAAAGAGACACACUACGAUAAAAAGGAAAUCAAACAAUUACAUUCACAAUUUUAUACAGAGGUUCCGAGUGGGUUUAUUCCGAAAGAGGAUUUUAGUCAAUUAACGGAAUUGAUGGGAAUUAAAGAUCAAUUUAUAACAUCACUUGUAUUCAAUGCGUUUGACAGAGAUCGAGAUUCAAAAAUUUCAUUUGACGAAUUUGUCUAUGCAAUGAGUGUGAUGACAAGAGGAACAGCAGAUGAAAAGUUAGAGUUUGCAUUCAAGCUCUAUGAUUUAAAUCAUGAUGGAUACAUUUUAAAAAGUGAAAUGACAAGAAUUGUCAGUGCUCUCUAUCAAAUGUUGGGAGACUUGGUUACACUCCAAGGAGAUUUUGAUACACCUGUAAAAUUAGUAGACAAAAUAUUUAUGGAAAUGGAUACAAAUGGAGAUGGGAAAUUGACAUUGGAAGAAUACAAAAUUGGAGCAAGGAAAUGUCCAGAGAUUGUGAAUGGGCUUGGGCUCUUCUUUUAA